Orbicella faveolata is the source of this 1640-nucleotide messenger RNA. RefSeq lists its product as uncharacterized. NCBI's taxonomy places the organism in Eukaryota, Metazoa, Cnidaria, Anthozoa, Scleractinia, Merulinidae. The record is from RefSeq and is a predicted model, not a curated record.
GUCAUAGUUUGGGUAGAAAUAUAAUCGCACGUCUCAGUGAACAAACUAAAUUGUGAGGUAUUAUUCGCGUAAAUGGCAUCGGUAAACAGGUUACGUAGAGAGAGCGGAGUUAAACAUUGAUGCAGUUAUCCAGUUACAACCCAUCUGGGCUACAACUAAGGGGUACAUGUUGAUUGCCAAAGCCCUGGUCCAACCUCCCCCCACUCCCCGCCCCUCCACUUCAAGGUCCUGUCCCACUCCUCAAAUCUACGUCCCAUUGUCCACAGGACAGUCUGCAUGGAGGGAAGGGAUGACCAGAUCUGAGAAAUCACUGCGAUCUGUCCAAAAAAUACUUCUAAACAAAUCACUCCAUCGCAAAAAAACUCUGUCAUACAUGUAUAUGUUUUGGAAAGUUUUUGUUGCUACUAAAAGCUACUGAAGUUACUGAUAUGACACCGGCGAAAACUGGCAGUUUCAACGAUAAGCUUGUACCUCGAAGUUUCCAUGGCAACGACGGUGACUUCCCUAACACUCGCACUUGAGCGGUCACGAUCGACUUUUGAAGCUAGAGAUAAAAACAGAAAUGACUUAGCAGAGCGAAGAAAAUAUGUCCACAACUGCACAUUGUGUCUCUGGCUACGGCCAAGGUACAGACACGUCCGCUGUGCUCACUAAUCGUUCAAAGUACAUCACGAUUAUCGCGGAUGAACCAUAUUUCUCGCGUCAUUCGAGAACAUUUCCGCCAGCCCGACAGAGGAAGGGAACAAGACCUAUGCACAAAACAACCCUUACAUAUGAAGUUAAACCAGUUCAAACUACAUAUGUCAGCUGUAUGAAGGCGAAUUUCUCUGGACAUAAGAAUUUACAACCCAGUAGAAGACCGCCAGCUUACCCAUCUCAACACACAUCACACUUCAGCAUUGGAAUUCUACCAGGACAUCAACUUAACACACACUCUAAGAAGACAUAUGUAAACCACAACACAAGACCAGCUGAAGAAAUUCACGAAGAUAACAUCAGAUGGAACGCUCAGAUGGCGGGAGUUGAUAUGGUCCAAUCAACGAGACAACAGGGCUCACAGGAGAUGAACUUUUCAACAACAUACUACAAGGUUCAUGAUCUUCUUGGAAGGCAACGAGGUCCAGGAGUUAAGAGACUUCCACCAAUGCCUUACUCUUACAAUAUCAUCACAGGUGAACCUCGUCCCAGUCAGGUGGGCGAUGAUUACAGGCUCACGUCAGGAAACAGAGUUUUACACAGUGCUCGUCACAGUGAUCAGGGACAGCAACUUAUUCUUGGAUAGCUGUCAUGUCUACUUAAGGAAAUGAUGAAAAUUAUGAUGCAAUAGCAAGUGAUGGACAAUUCUCACUCCAAAAUUGUAAAAUCUGCAAAGUUUCAAAAAUCCUAGGUGUUCCAUGUUAUUUCCCUUUCAAUUUCUCCAUGAAAUGAAAAGCUAGUGUGAAUAUUGUGUGGUUCCUCAGGGGGAAUAUCAAAAUGAAUUUUGUUUUUAAUAUUUUUGUUUUUGGUCACAAGUAAAUAUAUAUUCUCUAAAUGCAAAGAAGUUAUUGCCAGAGAGUAAAACUCAAAUGCAAUAAUCUGUUGGGGGCAUUAUUAAAAUUUUCUUGUACAUAUUAACAUGAAUAAAAUUCUGGAUUUUGUUA